Lytechinus pictus (painted urchin) is the source of this 4600-nucleotide messenger RNA. RefSeq names its product furin-like protease kpc-1. Gene Ontology annotation, molecular function: serine-type endopeptidase activity. Gene Ontology annotation, cellular component: Golgi membrane; trans-Golgi network. The record is from RefSeq and is a predicted model, not a curated record. The transcript has 18 exons. Bases 481 to 3417 code for a protein of 978 amino acids. Gene Ontology annotation, biological process: defense response to fungus; peptide hormone processing. Lineage: Eukaryota; Metazoa; Echinodermata; Echinoidea; Temnopleuroida; Toxopneustidae.
AUACAUACAUGUAGGUAGUUACGCAGCGCCAAAGCAGUGUUGGUAGAGCAAGACGUGGAUCGUGUUGUUAAUGUUAGCUCCAAUACCAACAGUUGUUGAAGAAGAGUCUGAAUUUUACGAGAGGAUUGUUAUGACAUAUACCUAUGAGUAGAGAAACGUUCAAAAUAGUUUUGGACGAACAAAGGCUUGGCAGUAAGCGAUCGAAAGGAUAAUAAUCUCUUCAGAAGUUUAGGAAUUUAAUGCGAUCCUCAUUCUCGGAUUCGGAACUCCAACGCAAACCGUACCAAGCGCAAGCUCAUUCGGUAGUCAACUUUGCCAACAGGGAAUAUCUUCAUUUAAAACUUGAACAGUUUUAUGUAAUAUCUAAGAAUGAUGAUCUUUAAAUACGUGUAGCAGGAUAAUCAAUGUACAUUUGCGAGUAAUUGGAGGUGUUUCGUGAGUAAGACUGUUGUUAAAAACAGAGAAAAACACAGCUUUAUUAUGGCUUCUUGGAGGACUUGUGCAACUCUUGCAGCGUUCACAUUAGUGGUAGUGUGUGUCUGGUGCGUGAUAGCUGAGGAGGUUUUCACCCAUCACUUUGCCCUGAUCGUACGGGGAGGACAGACCAAAGCAGAUCGUCUUGCAGAAAAAUAUGGCUAUAUAAAUCAUGGACAGAUUGGAGCAUUAGAAGACCAUUACUUGUUCAGUCAUCAGAAUGUUUUCAAACGGUCAGCUGAGGCCAGCACUGGAGAACAUAUAGAUAUAGCUGAUGAACCAGAGGUGGAAUGGUUUGAGCAACAAGUAUCGAGAAAAAGAGUGAAGCGAGACAUGACCCGAUUCUCAGAUCCUCUGUGGCCUAACCAGUGGUACCUGGUGGAAUGGUUUGAGCAACAAGUAUCGAGAAAAAGAGUGAAGCGAGACAUGACCCGAUUCUCAGAUCCUCUGUGGCCUAACCAGUGGUACCUGGAUGGAAAUUUCAGUGGAGAUUCUAAGCCAAUAGCAAGCAUGAACAUUCAGCAAGCCUGGGAUAAGGGAUAUACUGGUGCCGGAAUCGUCAUCACAAUCAUGGACGAUGGAUUGGAAUAUACUCAUACAGACAUCAAGAAUAGUUAUGAUGCUGGUGCCAGCUAUGAUUUUAUUUCACGUGAUGCAGAUGCCAUGCCUAGGUAUAUGAGAGCUCCAAAUCCUGAAGAAAAUAUGCAUGGAACUCGAUGUGCUGGUGAGAUAGUGAUGCAGCCAAAUAAUAGUAAAUGUGGUGUCGGCAUUGCAUAUAAUGCACAGAUUGGAGGAAUCCGAAUGCUUGAUGGUCUAGUCACAGACGAGAUGGAAUCAUCAUCGUUAUCUUUCAACUAUCAGCAUGUUGAUAUAUACAGUGCUUCCUGGGGUCCAGAUGAUGAAGGUUUCACUGUCGAAGGACCAAACAUUCUUGCGAAGAAGGCUCUGGAGAAAGGAGUGAAACUUGGAAGGGAUGGUAAGGGGUCUAUAUUUGUGUGGGCUUCCGGGAAUGGUGGGAUGCACCUUGAUGACUGCAAUGCAGAUGGCUAUGCAAACAGCAUCUACACACUGGUAGUAAGUAGUACCACAGAGAACCAAGAUAAACCAUUCUACAGUGAGCAUUGUGCAGCAAGCUUGGCAUCAACGUUUAGCAGUGGAAACAAACUACAAAAGAUGGUGGUGACAACUGAUUUACAUGAUGGGUGUAUUGGAAACUUUACUGGGACAUCAGCAUCAGCACCUAUUGCUGCUGGCAUUGUCUCUUUAGUCCUUGAAGCCAAUGGUAAUCUAACAUGGCGUGAUGUCCAGUACUUGAUUGUAGUCACAUCAAAGCGCCACCAGUUGACAGGAGAUUGGAUGACAAAUGGAGCAGGUUAUGAAGUGAGUCAUUGGUUUGGCUUUGGAUUGAUGGAUGCAGCAGCCAUGGUAGAGAAGGCAAAAACAUGGGAGAAUCUACCAGAACAGCUCACAUACUCCAAGUUUGCAGACAAUGUCAAUCAAGGACCAAGGAAUAGAAGGUUUUUCAACAGGGGUCCAAGGUACUUCACCUCCAGCCUUGAAGUCCAAGAUUGCAAGGAUCCUUUCGCCGGUAAACCCAUCCGUUAUUUGGAGCAUGUCCAAGUGACUCUGUCAUUAAGGGCCUCUGUACGUGGGAAAGUCAAGGUGGAGCUAACCUCCCCAUCUGGUACCACCAGCACUCUACUCAGCAACCGCACUAAUGACGUCGCUGGCAAAGGCUUCAGGCUCUGGACCCUCAUGACUGUUCACUUCUGGGGAGAAAACCCCAACGGAGCAUGGCUCAUUAAAAUUGGAAAUGGCGAAUACAACAGAUUAACGGUUUCAACAGUGAGGCUCACUCUACGAGGAACAUCAAAUCUACCUGCUUCUCUGCUCCCUUCCCAUACAAUGGACACCUUGGAACAUAUAGAAACAGAGCAAGAAGAACGAGAAGACCAAGGAGCUGAGCUGCCUCUGGACCCACAACGCUCUUCUGGCCGACAUCCACAGAUAUCUCCUUUGAGGGUAGUCUCAGAAACCCUUCAACGAGAUGUCCGUGCAGCAAGUUCUUCUUACUCCUGGGACUCCAGCUGGUGGUGGAGUAGUUCUGACUGGGAAUCCUACCAACAGUGUCACGAGGAAUGCCUCUAUGGCUGCUCUGGUCCCAAUGCUGAUGAGUGCUACAAAUGCAGGCAUUACAAAGAUAGAGAAACCUUGGAUUGUGUUGCAACUUGUCCUGAUGGCCAGUUCACCCCUCCAGAGCUCCACAUCCGAUGUGGAAGAUGCAGUGAUCACUGCAAGACCUGCAGUGGAAAUACCAAACAAGAUUGCUUAUCUUGUCCCCCUGGUCUCUUCCUCAGUGAUCGCAAUUCUUGCGUCAGAGAUUGUUCACCCGGAUACUACAAAGAUUCCUUCUUCCAGAUGUGUCGUCAGUGCUCUCCCCUCUGCCAGUCAUGUGAAGCGAACGAGAACAGUUGCACAUCCUGCAUCGAUGGAGCAGUUCUUCGUGGCUCACAAUGUAUCACACGAUGCAUGGAUAGCGAGUACAUGGAGAAUGAGCGUUGCCUCCCCUGUGAUUCAUCAUGCUUCUCUUGUAAUGGUGGUACAGAUACAGACUGUACAUCCUGCUUUGAUGAUUAUGUCCACAUGGAUAUGAGAUGUGUAGAGCCUCACCAGUGUGGGGUUGGAUACUACAUUGUCAACAGCUAUGAUGUUGCAUCUAGGCAGUGCUUAAGAUGUCAUUCAACAUGUAAAGAUUGCCAGGGUCCAUCAUUUACAGACUGUGUGGAUUGCCAUCAGGGAUUCUUCUUGGUCGGAGGGGCUUGCCUGCAAACAUGUGAAAAUGGUAAAUAUCUGGCCCCGGAUAAUAACUGUAAGUCAUGCAGCGAAGGAUGUGUUCUGUGCUCAGACGAUAGGACUUGUAUACAGUGUGCUAAAUCAAAGUAAGUGUUUUCACCCUUUUAAGAUUAAAUCCCAGGCCCCCCCACUCUUUAGGCAGUCAAUUAUACUCAUGAGGAAUGUUUGUUCCAGACUCUUAAGAGAUAUUCCCUUUAAGGUGAGGAAAGGGUUACCUUGUUGAGUGUUUUAGUCUGUUGGUUCUGACUCUCGCCUUUGAAACAGGGGGUCGUGAGUUCAAAUGCCAGCCAUAGCCUGAUAUUUUUCAGCAAGAAUUUAAUCCACAAUGUUUCUGCACUCAACUGAGGUGAGGUGAUUGCAUGGAUACUGCAUAGGAUUAAUUCCUUGAAUGCGCCUCUAGCGGCUGGAGCCAAAGCUGGGGUAAUAUGAACUGUGCUAUUGAAAAGGCAACUAGAUAAUUAGCACCUCAUAAAUGAUAUUUAUUAUUACCCUUUUAAGCAAGUGUUGGUACUGCACAAUCGGAAAAUAGCAUUAAAAACAGACAUGCUGAAGUUUUUCAACAUGCACUCAUUGGAGUUAAAUCGCAUGAAUGAACAGAAUGCUAGAAUAAAACAAUAUAUAGUAGAACAAAAAAUGACAAAAGGUGCUAAACUACAAGCUGUGACUGGUUGUCAAUGUAAACAAAUUACCUUUUUGACCCCUUAUGACUGACAUUUAGAAAGGUAGCCUGCGAACUCUCUUAACUUUUAUUACAGGAACAUUUAGUUGUAAAGAAAGCUUGCAAAAUUGCCCCAUCUCCCCCCCCCCAAAAAAAAAAAAAAAGUCAGGAUUGUUCAGGGAAUUUUAUUAACAGCCUCUGAAUAAAAUUGUUUCUGAUAAAAAUGCUACAAGAUCAUGAUUAUUUCUGGAUUUUUUUUUAUAUUCAUUGAUCAAUGCUAAAGAAUUGAGUGAAACCAAUCAAUAUUUUUGGGGGGAUAGUAGACAUUUUAUUUCAAGUAUUGAAAUAAAAAUCAUCUAUUUCGGCCCUUUCAGAAAUCUUGUGAAAUCAACAAUGAUUUACAAAUAUUAAGACAAAUCUUUACGUUCAAGGGUCUGUAAGUAUUACUACCCUUUUUGUGCCUGCCCGGACUACGACGACAAACAAACGAAAGCUCGCACGUGUUCUCAUACUGGGUAAAUAAUAGUCAAAACAGCUUUAUUGAAUCUAGUCUCUUCAUUAUGGUCAAAGCUGACUCUUUGGCUUGCUGAUUCACUUUGUUCCUUAGAUUCCCGU